AUGAUCGUGCCGACAUUGGUCAAUGUCGACGCGGAGGUGUAUCGUGACUACAUUUUUACAAGAGUUAUCCCAGCGAUCAAGGGCAAGUUUCCCACCUCGACCAAGCGCGUUGUGAUUCAGCACGACAAUGCCACUCCUCAUGGCGGCAUCACCAACGAAGACCUUGCCUCCGUUUCGACCGAUGGAUGGACUUUCGUCCUUCGCCGUCAGCCUCCAAACAGCCCAGAUCUAAACGUCCUAGAUCUGGGCUUCUUUGCCUCGAUUCAAUCGCUACAAUACAAGCUGGUGAGUCGCUCGGUUGAUGAUGUGAUUCGUGCUACCCUGGUAGCGUUUGAACUUUGCGACAGCGAGUCCCUGGCGAAGGUGUUCCUAACCCUGCAAGCGGUUAUGCGACUUAUCGUCGAACAUGGUGGUGGCAAUCAAUAUCGUUUACCUCACUUGCGAAAGGAUGCCAUGCGUCGUGUCGCGGCACAAACGGCCAGUAUUUCCUGA
Messenger RNA from Aphanomyces invadans, 492 nucleotides. RefSeq lists its product as hypothetical. Gene Ontology annotation, molecular function: nucleic acid binding. The record is from RefSeq and is a predicted model, not a curated record. The coding region runs from base 1 to 492 and encodes 163 amino acids. The transcript has a single exon. NCBI's taxonomy places the organism in Eukaryota, Oomycota, Saprolegniomycetes, Saprolegniales, Verrucalvaceae.